GAUUUGGCAUUUUGGGACUCUUGUCCACAAAUGGACAAUGAGGUUUGAGGCGAAACAUAGUUUUUUUAAACAAAUUGCUCGCCAUACAAACUGUUUUAAGAACAUACCUGUUACACUUGCCAAAAAACAUCAGCUCGUGAUUGCCUCUGACUUGCACUCUUCUGACCAUAAGACACCUUUAAUGGUAAAUGUUGGAUCAUCAGUACCAGUUGAUGUUCUGAAAAGUGAUAUCGCAGUAGCUAUAAAGCAAAGAUUACCUGAUGAAACUGAUGUCCAUAUUACAAAAAGCGUGUCAUACAAUGGCAUGAACUACAGCACAGGAAUGAUAGUUGUUCAUGGGCAAUUAUUUGGUUUGCCGGAGUUUGCAGAAAUUCUGCAGAUUUUUAUUUUGCAUGGCAGAAUAUACUUUUUUGUAAAAAAGUUAUCUGCUUGGUAUCGAGAGCACUUCAGAGCUUUUGAACUUGACAUGUCACAUGUGAGAGAGGUGUCUCUGAUUGAGCAUGGGGAACUACUCGAUGACUACCCGUUAGCUGCCUAUUCAGUGGGAGGCCUGCGUCUGGUUACUCUGAAGAGACACACUAACUUGCAGGGUAAACAGGAGUGAUGUUUGUCAACAUGAUGGCCCAGCCCAUAAGACUGAGGAUCAUUCUCGGAGAAGAUGAUGCCAGGAAACUAAUUUUACCAGCUGGGAUUUCAGACUCCAUUGAGCAAUUGUGUCAGGAAGUAAAGACAAAUUUUGGAGUGCAACAGGAUUUUCGUCUUCAAUAUCAAGAUCCUGAUUUCGGAAAUGAGUUCAUAAAUCUGACUGCAAUCUCUGAAAUUAAUGAUAAAGCAACUUUAAAGGUUGUAUACUUGGAUAGUGUGCAGUUGCAAAGUUUUACAGAAGAUGAGGGAGUGACGUGUCAACCAGUGCGAAGUCCAACACAUUCCUUUUCAAGCUCUUCAGCAGACACAGACAAUACAAGGCCCGUUUCAUCGUCAGGUUCAUCACCGUCUACAAGACUGUCAGUGUGGCCAAGUGUCUUCACAGUCCCUCGUUUCAGCUAUGAGGCUGAACUGCAACUUGAAAAGGCCAAUGCUGAGUUCAUUGCUGGUGGAACUCAUUUGACCCCCUCACCAAAACUGAAAUCCCACCUUUUAGAAAGGCUGGGUGAAGAAAUAAUAACAUUUAAAGUCUAUCCAACUGACAAUGACCUGAAUGAAGUUGCAGAAGCCCUUGUCAAACAGCAUCCUUGUCUGAGGGAGCAGGGAUCCUUCAAUGGCUGUUAUGGUUGGAAAAUUAGCCUCAAGUAUAAAAUGGCCAAUGUCCGGACCAAACUGAGAGGCCUAGGCUGUGCUGAGGUGUUGGUAAAUUCACUAAAGAACAAGGCCCAAGACAAAAGUCAGGCAGCAUUGAAUAUGAAAAAGCCUAGAAGAGCAGAAGUCAAUUACUGUCCGCAGUAUCCAAAAGGAGAAACUACUGACAGCCUGGAAAAAGAGAGAAUUGCACUGCUUUCAGAGGUUCAGAAGAGAAACAAUGACAAUAUAGUGACAAUGAAAAUGCAGAAGACUUUUUCGUACAGAAGGCAAGAAGUUAUUCAAGGACAGCCCUUCAUUGCAGAUUUUAAAAGCAGAUGGCCAGCUCUGUUCACCGAGAAAGAGAUUGACAAGGAAUUCCUGCGCAUAUCGACAGUACCGCUGCUAUCUAGAUUCUUUUAUGAGCUAGACUUGUACACUCCACGCAUGAUGGAGCUCUUUCGAGGCAAAGGUGGGGUGGCUGGCAGAAAAAUGAGACACAUCAUGGUGGCCAUCUCCAAGGAUGACACAAUACAUACAAGGCGAGCAUGCAUCCUGAAGUCCUUGUGUGUCUACCUGAAUGAAGACCAUGAGAAACUUGUGAAGGAAUAUACGAACACUGAGGCCAACACUGAAGCCAUGGAACAAACUGUGAUGGGAGUGUAUGUCAUACAUCAGGAGGGUGCGGAGCCUGGAGAUGACCCAGAGAACAUCGGUGUCCUGAUUGAAGGCGUUGAGGUUCUCACUGGUUUGAGGAGCAUUGCAAUUGCUUGUGCUCUGUUAUUUGGACUGAUAUACUGUCUGAACCUAAGCUACCCACCGGAGCUCAAAUGCACUUUUGAAGUCUUGCAAAAGAUUAUCAUGAAGCUGGAUGGGCAGAGGUUGUCAUCCAAGGCACAGUUCCUAAAAAACAAGCUAAUGGGGUGAAUGAGCUUGAAACAGACUCAGGCAUGCCAGACAUUUUUUUCAAGGUUUCUGCAAUGCAAAUAUGUGUUUACCGUUUUAAAGUUUAAUUGUAAGUUAUAAAAUGUUCAUAUAAACUAUGUGGUUUGCUCUGUGGCUAUUAGACAAAGAUUGUUCGUUCAUAACUUAAAGUCUUAUACACUUGAAGUGUAAACACGGAUUUUUGCCAGAUGGGCAAUUGUUACAAAGGCAAAUGCACACUGGUUUUCACAAAUUGUUUGAGUGGAGCAGUUAUACUCAAAAUUGAAUGUUUUCUCCACACGUUAAAUAGCAUAAAGUCACUAUUAAUGGAUACAGCCUGAUUAAAUGGAGUACUAAUGUAUGCAAGCAACAUAGUAAUGUUGAAUGUUAUGUCUGAGCUUUAAAUUGUGUUAAAAUACAUAUUGUUGUUUGCAAUGCAUAUUUUACUACAUUUUACAAAAGUUGCUUUAGGGAUAAUAUUUUUUGUCUGCAAACUAUUCAACUGACUUAUUUCAUUUUUAUUAUUAGGGUUAGGGUUAUUUUAUUGUAUUUUUUUGUUUCAGUCAGCAUGUCUUGAUCUGGAAGUUCUGUGGUCUUAGUAUGAGAUGGUUAAAGGGGAGAAAGCUAGGCUGAACUGGGAUCCUGCCAACUGUUUUAAGAAUGUUCAAGCAAAAUAAAAGAGAUGGUUUUGCAAGUUA
This is a messenger RNA of Oreochromis niloticus (Nile tilapia), 2897 nucleotides long. RefSeq lists its product as uncharacterized. The transcript is spliced from 5 exons. The record is from RefSeq and is a predicted model, not a curated record. Bases 604 to 2202 code for a protein of 532 amino acids. NCBI's taxonomy places the organism in Eukaryota, Metazoa, Chordata, Actinopteri, Cichliformes, Cichlidae.